AAACGACACUACACCACACCCACAAGAGAAGGGCCUCCAGCAGCCAUGGUCUUCUCCAUGCGGCCCCUCUCUCUUGCCUGCUCAAAACACUCCAGAGCACUCUCAUCCCUCAACAGGGCACUCGUCACUAAAAAACACCUCAAACGAGCCCUCACCACCUCCAUCCCAAGACAUGCAGGUGUCGUCGACCACAAACCAGACUUGCAGGACUACGCCAAUAAUGUCAUCUUCAAGCAACCCCUCAAAAAAGUAGACGUCAAAAAGGUCCUGGUCGUGGGCUCCGGUGGUCUCUCCAUCGGCCAGGCAGGGGAAUUCGACUACUCGGGCUCACAGGCCAUCAAGGCCCUCAAGGAAUCCCAAGUCGAGACAAUCCUCAUCAAUCCCAACAUCGCAACCAUCCAAACCUCACACUUCCUCGCGGAUGAAGUCUACUACCUCCCCGUCACACCCGAGUACAUCUCACACAUCCUCGAACGCGAACGGCCAGAUGGCAUCUUAUUGACAUUCGGUGGUCAAACAGCCCUCAACGUCGGUAUCGCUCUGGAUAAAAUGGGUAUUCUCGAGCGACUUGGCGUUAAAGUCCUCGGCACACCCAUCAAAACCCUCGAAACCUCGGAAGACCGAGACUUGUUCUCCAAAGCACUCGGUGAAAUCAAUAUCCCAGUCGCUGAAUCCGUUGCCGUGGAGACUGUCGAUGAUGCACUCAAAUCAGCCGCUCAGAUCGGUUACCCUGUCAUUAUUCGUUCCGCCUACUCACUCGGUGGUCUGGGUUCGGGUUUCGCUGAUAAUGAAGAGGAGUUGCGUGACUUGUCGGCUCGCUCACUCUCCCUCACCCCUCAAAUUCUCGUGGAAAAGUCACUCAAGGGCUGGAAGGAGGUGGAGUAUGAGGUGGUGCGCGAUGCUGCCAACAACUGCAUCACCGUCUGCAAUAUGGAGAAUUUCGACCCACUCGGUACACACACCGGUGAUUCCAUUGUCGUUGCUCCCUCGCAAACGCUCUCGGAUGAGGAAUACCACAUGCUGCGUACAGCUGCCAUCAAAAUCAUUCGGCAUCUCGGUGUUGUGGGUGAAUGCAAUUGUCAAUAUGCUCUGCAUCCGUCUGGUUUGGAGUACCGCGUGAUUGAAGUCAACGCACGUCUCUCGCGAUCUUCUGCAUUGGCGUCCAAAGCAACCGGUUACCCACUCGCGUACACUGCUGCCAAAAUUGCACUCGGACAUACACUACCGGAACUCCCCAAUGCCGUGACCAAGACCACUACAGCCAAUUUCGAACCGUCCCUCGAUUACAUUGUAACGAAAAUUCCUCGUUGGGAUUUGGCCAAAUUCCAAUACGUCAACCGCGAGAUUGGAUCUGCCAUGAAGUCAGUGGGUGAAGUGAUGGCCAUUGGUCGUACAUUUGAGGAAUCUCUGCAAAAAGCCAUUCGUCAAGUGGAUCCUGGCUUCAAGGGUUUCCAAUCACUCCCUGUCAAGGAUCUCGAUCAUGCCCUCGCUGUACCAACGGAUCAACGAUUAUUUGCCGUUGGCAAUGCCAUGCUCGAUGCCAAUUACUCAGUCGAACGUAUCCAUGAACUCUCCCGCAUCGACCCUUGGUUCCUCUACAAACUCGAAAAUAUCGUUCAAGUACAGCGUGAGUUGGAAGCUAUUGGAUCACUAUUUGGCUUGAAUCAAGAAAUCAUGCUGCGUGCAAAGAAACACGGUUUCUCAGAUCGUCAAAUUGCAGAUGCGGUUGGUAGUGAUGAACUCGCUGUGCGCGCUCGUCGAAAAUCCUUCAACAUCAAGCCUUGGGUUAAACGUAUCGAUACACUGGCUGCGGAAUUUCCGGCAAAUACAAAUUACCUCUACACCACGUAUAACGCCAGCACGCAUGACGUCGAGUUCAACGAGCAUGGCACCAUGGUUCUCGGUUCCGGUGUGUAUCGUAUUGGUUCUUCCGUUGAAUUUGACUGGUGUGGUGUUUCGUGCACGCGAGCGUUGCGCAAAGUUGGGAAAAAGACAAUCAUGGUCAAUUACAACCCGGAAACCGUUUCCACUGACUUCGACGAGUGUGAUCGUUUGUACUUUGAGGAACUCAAUUAUGAACGUGUCAUGGAUAUCUAUGAAAUGGAAAGCGCUGCGGGUGUUGUCGUGUCUGUUGGUGGACAAUUGCCACAAAAUAUCGCCCUCAAGCUGCAAGAACAAGGCGCCACGGUGCUCGGUACAGAUCCAAAGGAUAUCGAUUCUGCGGAGGAUCGUUACAAGUUUUCCCAAAUCCUCGAUAGUAUCGGCGUGGAUCAACCAGCCUGGAAGGAACUCAGCUCCAUGGAUGAAGCACGAGAAUUUGCCAAUGAAGUCGGGUAUCCCGUCCUUGUUCGUCCGAGUUAUGUGUUGUCGGGUGCAGCCAUGUCUGUUAUCCACUCUGAAGCUUCGCUUGAAGACCGUUUGACGAAUGCUGCUGCUGUCUCGCCAGAUCACCCUGUUGUCAUUACAAAAUUCAUUCAAGGCGCCAAGGAGAUUGAUGUGGAUGCCGUUGCCUCUAAGGGCAACUUGCUCGUCCAUGCAGUCUCGGAGCAUGUUGAGAAUGCCGGUGUACACUCAGGCGAUGCGACCCUCAUCUUGCCACCAAUUGGCUUGGAUGGUACACUCAUGGCUCGACUCAAGGAUAUCGCUGUGCGUGUUGCCAAGGGAUUCAAGAUUACAGGACCCUUCAACAUGCAAAUCAUCAUGGCAGAGAGCCCGUCAGGUGGUGAACCACUCCUCAAGGUGAUUGAAUGCAAUUUGCGUGCAUCCCGCUCUUUCCCCUUUGUCUCCAAGAUUCUCGGUACCAACUUUAUUGAUGUGGCUACACGUGCGUUGGUGGGUAAGAAUGUACCAGAGCCCGUUGACUUGAUGAAGGUGAAGCGCGAUUAUGUGGCCAUUAAAGUACCACAGUUCUCAUGGACGCGUCUCGCUGGUGCUGAUCCAUUCUUGGGCGUUGAAAUGGCCUCUACCGGUGAAGUUGCGUGUUUUGGUAAAGAUGUCAAGGAAGCUUACUGGACGGCCUUGCAAUCAACGCAAAACUUCAAGGUGCCGAAACCUGGAAAUGGUAUCUUGUUUGGUGGUGAUGUGACGAAGCCUGAGCUUGCAGAAGUCAGCAAAAUCCUACACCCCAUGGGCUAUAAGUUCUAUGCGAGUAACGCCGAAGUCCAAGCAACCAUCGACAAGGUGCUUGGCAAAGAUGCCGUCACCCUGAUUGAAUUCCCCAAGACCAACAAACGGCUACUGCGGGCAGUCUUCCAAAAGUAUGAGAUUGACUGUGUCAUCAAUCUGGCUGCGACACGAGGUCGUGAUCUCUUGGAUGAAGAUUAUGUCCAGCGACGCAACUGUGUCGACUUCAACAUCCCACUCAUCAAUGAUGCCAAGUGCGCUGUUCUCUUUGCUCAAGCACUCGAGGAUAAAGUGCCGACGUUGGGACAAGGCGGUGUGCCGACUGAAGUCAAGCGGUGGAGCGAAUUUGUCGGUGGCAAGAUGCUCUAGAUAUCGUGUGGACCCUGCUAUUUCCCAUUCUUAUCCCACUCCCCUGAUAUAGAUUAUUAUUACCUUUGCAUACUCUU
Molecule: messenger RNA, 3569 nt
Organism: Protomyces lactucae-debilis
Lineage: Eukaryota; Fungi; Ascomycota; Taphrinomycetes; Taphrinales; Protomycetaceae
Exons: 2
Coding region: 46-3492 (1148 amino acids)
Biological process (GO): UTP biosynthetic process; 'de novo' pyrimidine nucleobase biosynthetic process; L-citrulline biosynthetic process
Cellular component (GO): cytosol; cytoplasm
Molecular function (GO): metal ion binding; aspartate carbamoyltransferase activity; ATP binding
Source: RefSeq, a predicted model, not a curated record